This is a messenger RNA of Didymosphaeria variabile, 1773 nucleotides long. RefSeq names its product ferrioxamine B transporter. Gene Ontology annotation, cellular component: vacuolar membrane; endosome. Gene Ontology annotation, biological process: transmembrane transport; intracellular iron ion homeostasis. Bases 1 to 1773 code for a protein of 590 amino acids. NCBI's taxonomy places the organism in Eukaryota, Fungi, Ascomycota, Dothideomycetes, Pleosporales, Didymosphaeriaceae. Gene Ontology annotation, molecular function: siderophore-iron transmembrane transporter activity. The transcript has 5 exons. The record is from RefSeq and is a predicted model, not a curated record.
AUGUCUGAGUACAGCCCUACCCGCAAGGGCGAUGGACCCAAAGACCCGGAAGUCUAUGAGGAACGCGCAUCCCAGCCUCUCAUUGGCACCCAGUCACCCGGUGUUGCGCGCAUUGAAGCGCUGAGCAAGCAAAUCACUACUGGGAACCGCGUGGCUAUCUUCAUUGGGGUGUUCUUGAUCGCCUAUGCCUAUGGCCUGGACGGCACCCUGCGCUAUGCAUAUCAGCCUACAGCAACCUCCGGCUUUGGCAACCAUUCGCUACUCUCUACUAUCAACGUUGUAAAGGCUGUUGUCGCUGCCGCCGCUCAGCCUACCGCAGCCAAGAUUGCAGAUGUAUUCGGUCGAGUGGAGCUUAUCAUCAUCUCCGUCUUCUUCUACGUUAUAGGUACUAUCGUAGAGGCAUCUUGCACAAAUGUCCAGGGCUUUGCUGCAGGCGCCUUCCUAUACCAGGUCGGCUAUACUUCUCUUCUACUCCUCGUCGAGGUCAUCAUCGCGGAUACUACAUCCCUUCGAUCCCGUCUCUUCUUCUCCUACAUUCCUGCAACACCCUUCAUCAUCAAUACCUGGGUUUCGGGAGAUGUUGGUGACGCAACUCUUAAAGCCGCUGGAUGGAGAUGGGGCAUUGGCAUGUGGUGCAUAGUAUUUCCGGUUGCCUCUCUUCCAUUGAUCGUUUCCUUGAUGUGGCUUGGACGAAAAGCGAAAAAGUCGGGUGCUUUGGACGACUACAAGACGCCAUACCAGAUCUAUGGGCCCAAGAAGAUCGCGAUAGCCCUGUUCUGGCAAUUGGACGUCAUCGGGAUUAUUCUACUCAUUGCUGUCUUCGGGCUGAUCCUGGUGCCUCUUACUCUCGCAGGAGGCGUGAGCGCGACAUGGGGACAGGGCCACAUCAUUGCACCCCUCGUUAUCGGCAUCGUCUGCAUCCCCGCCUGGAUCAUGUGGGAGAAGCGCGCGCCGCACCCCAUGAUUCCUUUCCAUCUGUUCAAGGACCGCUCUGUUUGGGGCGCACUGGGCAUCGCAACAUUCCUGAACUUUGCGUGGACUUGUCAAGGCGACUACCUCUACUCAGUCCUGCUUGUUGGUUUCAACGAAACUCCCAAGUCAGCUCUCCGCAUCACUUCCCUCUACAGUUUCGCUUCAGUUAUCACGGGUACGCUGCUUGGUCUUGUGGUGUACAAGGUCCGCCAAUUGAAACCGUUCAUCCUCUUCGGCACUUGCCUCUUUAUGGUAGCAUUCGGUCUACUCAUCCACUACCGUGGAGGCGUGUCAGACUCGACACACAGCGGAAUCAUCGGCGCACAAGUGCUCCUAGGUAUCGCCGGUGGUUUCUUCCCUUACCCGGCGCAAGCGAGCAUCCAGGCGGCCACCAAGCACGAACACGUCGCCGUCAUUACUGGUAUUUACCUCGCCUGCUACAACAUUGGCUCUGCCUUGGGAAACACCGUCUCAGGCGCUAUCUGGACGCAAGUUGUCCCCGGUAGACUCAGCGGACGCAUUGCAAAUCAGACCGAAGCGGUGAUGUGGUACGCCAGCCCGCUAAACCUCCUCGCCACGCACCCACCCGGCGAUCCCGACCGCGACGCAGCAAUCGAGGUAUACCAAUACGUACAGCGCUUGCUCUGCAUCACCGGUAUCUGCUUAUCCGCCAUCCUGAUCUUCUUCGCCUGUGUAAUCAGGAACCCGAGACUAGGCGACGAGCAAAGCUUGCCCGAUGCGGAGGAAGAUCUCAAGAGAGAGGUCCCCAGUGGAAGCAAGUGGGCAUUCUGGAAGCGUUGA